AUGUAUGGAAAGUGUGGGAGCGUACAAGAUGCCCGAGCUGUCUUUGAUGAUCUCGCUAGCCCCAAUUCCCAUUCUUGGGCAUUGCUCAUUUGUGCAAUUGCCAACAAUGGGCAUCUUGAUCAUGCUGAGAUGGUUCUUGAUUCUAUACCCGAGACCAAUGUCGUAGCCUGGAAUUCACUUCUUACUGCAUUUUCCAACCACAGCCAUUUUGACGAGGUGGAGCGCUUCUUUUCUAGAAUGCCAGUGAGGGAUACUGUUUCAUGGAACGCAAUGUUGGUAGCAAUUGCCAGAACUGGGCAUAUGAUAAAAGUCAAAGAUUUCUUUCAAAAAAUUCCUAAUCCCAACACUGUUUCAUGGAACAUUCUCCUUCAAGCCCAUCUUGAUAAUCAAGAGCUAUCCAUACAAGAGGUUGAAAAAUUCUUCUUUGAAGUCUUUCCUAACAAGGACGUUAUUUCCUGGACAACUAUGCUAACGGCAUAUGCCCGCUCUGGGUAUCUUGAGAAGGCCAAAGAAACCUUUGACCGCUUAAUGCCACGUUGCAACCUGGUGACGUGGAACUCUCUCCUGCAAGGUUUUGCAGAUGCGUGCCACGUGGAUGAGGCAAAGCGUCUGUUUGACCAGAUGCCUCUGCGAGACAUUGUCUCCUGGACAGCUAUGCUUACGGCAUAUGCCUCUUCCGGGCAUCUUGAAGAUGCCAAGCGUGUGUUUGAGAACAUCCCUGCACGGAAUGUAGUGACGUGGAACGCAAUGCUCCAAUCGUACGUCCACGCCAGGCGCCUGGAAUCUGUCAAGUGCAUAUUCGACUCCAUGUUGGAGCGGAACAUUGUGACGUGGACGACCAUGCUCGUGGGAUAUGCCUGGGAUGGCCAGGUGGACAGUGCCACGUUGCUCUUCUUCACAAGAAUGCCAGAGUGGCACAUUGUGUCAUCGACCGCAAUGGUGACGCUAUAUGCCCAAAACGGGUAUCUGGAGGAUUCCAAGUGCGUGUUUGAUUCUAUGCCUGAGCACAAUGUGGUGUGUUGCACAGCACUUAUGCUUGGAUAUGCCCAGUCUGGGUAUAUUCAAGAAGCAAAGAAAAUAUUCGACAGAAUGCCAAACCACGACCUCAUCUCGUGGAAUGUUUUAGUGGCCGCUUAUGCCCAAAACGGGUAUAUGCAAGACGCAUCAACUUUGUCCACUCUAAUGCCCGCCAAAGACACGUCGAGCUGGAACGGGAUGAUGGGGGCUCUCAUAGGCACCAUGAAUCUUCACGAUGCCAAUAGCAUCUUUGCGGAGAUCCCAGACAAGGACAAGUUCUCGUGGAACAUCGCCAUAACCGGGUGUGUGAGGAACGGUCGCGUGAGUGCCGCGAGAGUCCUUUUCGAGAGGAUGAGCGAGUGGGAUCUAGUCUCGUGGAACAACUUGAUCGCGGCGUAUGCCCACUAUGGGCAUAGCAUCGACGCCAUCGAGCUCUUCCAGAGAAUGGAGUUCCAUGGCGAGAGCCCCGAUGAGAUCUCGCUCGUGAGCGUUCUUACCGCGUGUAGCCGCGGGGGGCUGCUCGAGAGGGGCCAUUCUUACUUCCUCUCGAUGAAGGAGAGGCAGCUGCGAUCUUGCAGAGAUCACUACUGCUGCAUGGUGGAUUGUCUCGGUCGAUCGGGCCACUUGGGCAGUGCGGAGGAGUUGAUCCAUUCCAUGCCUUUCAUGCCGGAUCCAGUGGCGUGGGGCGCACUGCUCAAUGCGUGUCGCCUCCACUGCGAUGUCGAUCGAGGAGCUAGAGUGGCAGAAAACAUUCCCGGGAAUGGAGCUCCUUACACUCUAUUGUCUGAGAUCUAUGCAACCUCUCACAUCUCUUCUCGUAGAGAGUUCUUGCCUUUCCACCAACGAGGAAAACGCAGUGAUUUGUAG
This is a messenger RNA of Selaginella moellendorffii, 1884 nucleotides long. Its product is annotated as pentatricopeptide repeat-containing protein At4g02750-like. Gene Ontology annotation, molecular function: protein binding; RNA binding. The transcript has a single exon. The coding region runs from base 1 to 1884 and encodes 627 amino acids. Gene Ontology annotation, cellular component: intracellular membrane-bounded organelle. The record is from RefSeq and is a predicted model, not a curated record. NCBI's taxonomy places the organism in Eukaryota, Viridiplantae, Streptophyta, Lycopodiopsida, Selaginellales, Selaginellaceae. Gene Ontology annotation, biological process: RNA modification.